AUGCCUCCUAAAAAGAAGACCCCAGUUCGCAGGAAGAGUACCAAAAGGAGGAAGACUAGGAAACGGAAAAUGUAUUCAUCAAAGUCCAGAAGACCCAUCAGUAAUAGUGCUCCAUCAACAAGUGGGGCACGACAAGAAACCCCACCACCAGAGGUUUUGGAUCUGCCUCGACAGGUCGAUGUGAAGGUGGAGAGGCCAGAGUUGAGCCCAGAUAUUAAGAAUGUUUGUUCUCAGAAGCUGUUCAAGGUAUUUGGGCAUCAGAAGUUUCUGAGUGUGCAUCAGAAGAUGGCCAUCAUGCUGGCGUUGAAGAGUACGCUUUGAUUUAUAUGUGUAUUCCAAUAUUUAGGUUUUUUAAAUUUUUUUGCAUAUGUGUAUGAAAAACUGCACAUAAAGCGUAUUUUUCCUUUAAAUCCAUUAUCAGCACUAAACUAUCAUUUUAGGACAGAACGACUUGAUGGUUAUCUUUCCUACCGGAUCUGGUAAAUCUUUGGUAUAUCAGUUGCCGGCUCUUGUACAUCCUGGAGUAACUAUUGUGUUCUCUCCGUUGCUGGCCUUGAUUGCAGAUCAAGUAAAGGAAUUACAACGAAAAGGAGUAAAGGCUGAGGAACUCAACUCCAAUGUCACUGGAGAAAAGUUCAAAAAGGUUAUUUCGGUAAGGUUUAGGUAACUUUCAUGAUGAUUGUUUGAUUUGCUUGAGUAAGUUAAUAUUUUAUUGUAAUACAUUUACUUUAAAUGAUGUCUUUAGGACUUGUCGAGCUCACAUCCAUUAGUUAAACUACUGUUCAUAACUCCGGAGACGGCUGAACGAUCAGAAUUCAAACAAGCUCUCCGGACGAUGGUAUCCAAUAAUACUCUAGCUUAUUGGGUAGUAGACGAAGCACAUUGUUUGUACAAAUGGGGAUGUCAUUUUAGGUAAUUUAAUUUUUAUGGUGCUCUAUAGUAUGACUAGUACAAGAUCCAUUUUGUUUUUAUGACGUAGUUAUUUGAAAUUAUACUAUCCAUAUAUAAUAAAUAAAACCGUAAAACGUUAUGUAUGUCUCUGAUUCCAGACCAAACUACAAAAAGCUGAUUGAAAUCAGACAUUUGGUACCAGAAAUACCAUGCUUAGCUUUAACUGCCACUGCGACCAACCUGGUGCAGCAUUAUCUGAAGAAGAAGCUGAACUCUCCUCAACUGGAUAUGCUACUGGUAAAGGCGCCGAUGUACAGAUCUAAUUUAUAUUUUGAUGUGAAGUUCAAACACCAGCUGACCAAGGGAGUAGAGGUUAGUACAACAUAUUUUUAUGUGAUAAGAUUUGUUUUAGACAGAAAUAUCAGACUUUGCAAAGAAAGUGCUGUAUCAAAAUGGAUCUAUCUCUACUGGCUGUGUUCUAGUGUUUACUGUAACAUGUGGAGAUGUUGAUGACUUGGCAGCUGCUCUUAAACUUCGUGGACUAAAAGUUCUUGCUUAUCAUUCGAAGAAACCUCAAAAGGUAAGUUUUAUAGUUGUUGAUUUGAGUAAUACAUUGUUAUUUAACAAUCAUUUGCUAAUUACUAGACUGAACAGUUUGCUAUGUAUUGUAAUUUCAGGAAAAAGAUGCCAUUCUCGACGCUUUCCGAGCCGGCCGUGCCCCAGUGAUCGUAUCAACAUCAGGCUUCGGUAUGGGAAUUGAUAAAGCUGAUGUAAGAGCAGUAAUUCACCACCGUUUCGCUUUGUCCAUCGAUGAUUACCUUCAACAAGCUGGAAGAGCGGGCAGAGAUGGGAAGCGAUCUUAUUGUAGAGUUUAUUUCGGCAAAGACGACCUGAACCUGCUGUCCUUUAUAUCUCGAGGCGAGAAGAAGAAGACUUCAGUGGAGGAUGCUCAAGGAUACUGUAUGGCUACAGAAUGCAGACAUGUUAUUCUAGCUAGGUCAGUGGGAGACGAAGUAGAUGCUUGUGAACGAAACUGUGAUGUUUGUCAGAAUCCAGAGAUUGUCAAAAAGUCAGUGGAGCUUUGUGAGUCUUCAGAUACCAGUAAAUCGAGGGUUGGAGGGAAACGAGGGCGAGGAGAUCUUCUAGAUAACAUUAGAGAAACGUGCAGGAGCUACAAGCAGGAGAAUGGAGAGGAGGAGACCUUUGGACCGUCCAGCUACAGUCCAAAACAAAAGAUCAUGAAGUUUGACAUUGCCAAGAGAAAGAUGUCGUAUGUCGACGCUGACAGAGGUAGGAUUCUGGAUAAUAUUUUUGGUAACAAUACUAGGAUCCCCGGUAUUACAAAAUAAACCAUUUUCAGCUCACGAAAAGACGGUGACUGUGGUGGGCAAGUUCGCGGCUCCAGAAGACGACGAUAAACGGAAGAAGAUGCGAGAUUGGCUACAGAAGAAGCUAGCCCAGAAUCCUUUAAGCAAAGACGAUGCAGAUGUAGCCUUAGCAAUGGCAUACGAGCUUGAAGACAGAGCGUACUCUAGUAACUCGUCAUACCAGAAUUACCAGGCCCUUGUAACGGGCUAUGUUAUGCAAAUGAGUCGGGACACAAAAGCGGGUGUAAAAUAUGUCAUUCCGAGUGUAACAUAA
Messenger RNA from Bursaphelenchus okinawaensis, 2532 nucleotides. Lineage: Eukaryota; Metazoa; Nematoda; Chromadorea; Rhabditida; Aphelenchoididae. The record is from the annotation of a GenBank genome assembly.